ACUAUUGCUAUCGGCUCUACGUGACAGUGGAAGAGCCUGAUCUUGCCAUCACCAUGUUCAAAAAGCACAAGCUGGAUGAUGAUAUGAUCCGCCUGGUAGGGAAGCACCACCCAGAUCUCCUCAGUGACACACACCUACGCCUGGGCAAGGAGCUGGAGGCUGAAGGCCGACUGCAGGAGGCCGAGUAUCACUACCUCGAGGCUCAGGAGUGGAAGGCAACAGUGAACAUGGACCAGUCCAAUGGGCUUUUGGAGGAGGCCUACCGGGUGGCCAAGGCUCACGGAGGAGCUGAUGCCCACAAGCACGUGGCCUAUCUGUGGGCAAAGAGCCUGGGAGGAGCAUCCUCAGUGAGACUGCUCACUAAGCUCGGACUCCUGGCAGCUGCCGUGGACCAUGCCACCGACAACUGCUCAUUUGAAUUUGCUUUUGAACUCUCCCGGCUGGCCCUCAAGCACAAAACCCCUGAGAUGCAUCUCCGACAUGCUCUGUACCUGGAGGAUGAGGGUAAAUUUGAAGAGGCCGAAGCUGAAUUCAUCAGGGCUGGUACGCCCAAGGAAGCAACCCUCAUGGGCAUGGAGGGGUUCGUGGACCAAGCUCGCCAGUGGGAGCAGGCUGGAGACUAUAGCCCUGCUGUCGACUGCUACCUGAAGGUGCGGGGCUCAGGCAGCAGCAGCCUGGAGGAAAAGUGCUGGAUGAAGGUGAGGCGGGCUCCACCCUUCCUGGCCGCCCACUUCCCGGACCGCCCUCACAGCCAGCAUUCCUCCUCAGACAUUGCUUUUUCCUCCUGGGCCUCUCAUUUUCGCUCAGGCGGCAGGUACCUGCUGAGUGCUUGCUAGAUGCUAGAGCCAGAACUAGGAAAACUAUAAAAGGGGAUCUGAGGCAGAACGCCUAACAGACUGAAAUUGGGGGAAGUUGGACACCACUGUGGCUCAGCUGAUUGAGUACCUCGGUGAAGAUAAAGGAUGUGAUUUGAAGUGGAGUUCAGAGGCCGGUGAGGUCUCGACUGAGAGGGAGGGAGGCUCUGUGAGGGAGGGGGCAGACCUGGGACCAGAGCUGGAAGGGCAAAUCCAGAGGCCGGAGCUGGGGCCAGAAGGAAGCCAGGAAGAAAGUAGAGUCUCCUCCUCUACAUAGAAGCUCCUAAAGAGAAGAAUCUAGCCGGUUAAGCCAAGUCAGUAGGUUUCAUCAAUUCCUAAACAUAUAUAUAAUCACAUUUUAUUAUCUUAGAAAUUGGGUUGCAUA
Messenger RNA from Mustela lutreola (European mink), 1239 nucleotides. RefSeq names its product intraflagellar transport protein 172 homolog. NCBI's taxonomy places the organism in Eukaryota, Metazoa, Chordata, Mammalia, Carnivora, Mustelidae. Gene Ontology annotation, biological process: intraciliary transport. The transcript has 7 exons. Gene Ontology annotation, cellular component: axoneme; ciliary basal body; intraciliary transport particle B. The coding region runs from base 54 to 836 and encodes 260 amino acids. The record is from RefSeq and is a predicted model, not a curated record.